Habropoda laboriosa is the source of this 4181-nucleotide messenger RNA. RefSeq lists its product as uncharacterized. Gene Ontology annotation, cellular component: mRNA cleavage and polyadenylation specificity factor complex. The coding region runs from base 261 to 3419 and encodes 1052 amino acids. NCBI's taxonomy places the organism in Eukaryota, Metazoa, Arthropoda, Insecta, Hymenoptera, Apidae. The record is from RefSeq and is a predicted model, not a curated record. The transcript has 9 exons. Gene Ontology annotation, molecular function: protein binding.
AUUUCAUUAAUUAUUUCAAAAACAUUUUUAUACAAUCGGUGGAAUUCAGUGGUUGUGUACAUUUUAAGGGUUUUACAGUGCAACAGCAUCAAAGAAAAUUCGUUCGCAAUUAAUGAGCAGAAUUAAUAACUGCAAUGAAUUCAGCAUAGCAACAUUAGGGGAUACUAAGCAACAAAUAUGUUUGUCCCUUAUUAUCCAUUUAGAUUAUAUUUUCUUUUGUAUAUUUAAAGUUAUUAUAGUGUCCUAUAAAUUAUUUCGUUAUGUCUGCAAAUACUCAAUUUGCAAAUCCUCCACCAGCUAUAAGUUUACCUAAUAUGUCAGUGCCACCGCCUGCUACUCCAAAUUUAUCAGCUCCUCCUCCUAAUUUAACUACCAUAAACACAUCUGGAAGUUACCAGCAUCGUUACACUAACCAUAGGGAUGGAGCACGUGGCUUUUUCAAACCCUUUCGACCUUACCAUGCACCUAAGAUUGUUGCUGCUGGCCAAGAUACAUUGCAAGAUGAAUUUGAUGGGAAAAGACUUAGGAAAUCUGUUAUGCGUAAAACUGUGGACUAUAAUUCUGCCAUUAUAAAGAGUUUAGAGAAUCGAGUAUGGCAGAGGGAUUAUCGGGACAGACGUGCCCUUCAUCCAGAUGUGAUGUAUUAUCCUGAUUUACUUCCACCACCCAGUUAUGUCGAUAACCCAAUAAAUGCAGUUACCACAAGAUUUGUUAAGACUGCAACAAAUAAAAUGCGAUGUCCCAUCUUCUGUAUGGCUUGGACACCAGAGGGUAGACGUCUUGUUACCGGUGCAUCUAGUGGAGAAUUUACCCUGUGGAAUGGUCUUACAUUUAAUUUUGAAACUAUUCUGCAGGCACAUGAUAGUCCAGUGAGAACAAUGGUAUGGUCACACAACGAGAGCUGGAUGGUCACAGGAGAUCAUGCAGGCUAUGUGAAGUAUUGGCAGAGCAACAUGAACAACGUCAAGAUGUUUCAGGCGCACAAAGAAGCGAUUAGAGGACUCAGUUUCAGUCCAACGGAUCACAAGCUGGCAACAUGCAGUGAUGAUGGAACUGUUAGAAUUUGGGACUUUCUUCGCUGUCACGAAGAACGAAUUCUCAGGGGUCAUGGAGCUGAUGUGAAGUGUGUGCACUGGCAUCCACAAAAAAGUCUAGUCAUCUCUGGAAGCAAAGAUAAUCAGCAACCAGUCAAGCUGUGGGACCCAAAGACUGGUCAGUCUCUCGCGACUCUUCAUGCACACAAGUCAACAGUCAUGGAUGUUAAAUGGAAUGAGAACGGAAAUUGGUUAGUGACUGCAUCGAGGGACCACUUGCUCAAGUUGUUUGAUCUUCGAAAUUUAAGUCAAGAGGUUCAAACAUUUCGUGGUCACAAAAAGGAGGCUUCUAGCGUUGCGUGGCAUCCGAGCCACGAGGGUCUAUUUUGUAGUGGUGGUAGCGAUGGAGCUAUUUUGUUCUGGCACGUUGGAGCCGACAAGGAAGUGGGUGCGAUAGAACAAGCUCACGACAGUAUCGUCUGGACAUUAGCUUGGCAUCCGUUAGGACACAUUCUGUGUUCUGGUAGUAACGAUCAUACUUCGAAGUUUUGGACACGAAACAGGCCCGGUGAUUUGAUGAGAGACAAAUAUAAUCUGAACACUCUACCUGCAGGAUCGGCUGGUGUUGACGACCACGAAAUUGCCGAUGAAGCAGCUGUGAUACCUGGUAUGGGACCAGAAGACAGAAUCAACGCGGAUGGCGAACCAGAAGACAAAAGCGGCGGUAUUCCAGGCCUGGAUUUGGACCAUGCUGUAGACGAAGGAAAGAAAUUUGCCAACAAAAAGGUUCCAUACAGCAAACCAAUUCCAAGGAACUUCCAAGCUCAAUGGAACGAGAUGGAGGCUGAAGAUAUGGAGCAAGUAGAAGCUUUAAAUGCAUUUGUGAACCAGUUGAUCGAAACCACGCCAGGAGCAGUGCCUCUGAAUGAAGUAACACCUAACGGUAUUAUAUUGUACGGGAAAAUGAUUCCUGUCGAACCCGGUUCUAAGUUAGCAGAAGCAAUCAGUAAAGGAAAUGAUGCCAUAAAUAAAUUAGUGUUCUCCGGAGAGAUAGAGGAGUUGCGCGACGUUGUAGGUCCACCAGACAACAUGGACGAUUCUGAAGAAUUUUUACAAGACGACGGUGAAAUAGACUAUUCCAAAGUUCCCGAUAUCGAACUUCCUCCACCUUUACCCAGUUCGAAGUUCGCGCAGAAUCCCGAGUUGCUCAAGGCGUUGAAUCGAGGUGGUAAGCGGAAAUUCGAUCAGUUAAUCGGCUGGAGCGAUGGUGGUGCAAGCGAUCGAACAUCGAAGAUCCACCAACCGGUAUUUGGUGGAGUGAUGACAGAAGACUCGCAGUCUAGCGAUACUGAUCUAAGGUACAUCGGAACGAAGUCGAAUCAGCACUCUAGCGAGAGCAACUCGUUCCAUAGUGGUCAAGACGAGGAUCUUAGGAAGCUGUCUCACGGUGAGGGCACGAGGAAUGUAAAUCGUGACGAGGACUUGCGGUUUAAUAUAUCCAGUGGUCCUGGAAGGCCUAGCUCACGUUCAGACUACGAUUUGAGGGGUAACUACGCCGAUAAAGACUUCAGGAGUUCCCAUGUAUUCUCCCUAAAGAAGUCUUUAGACAGCGACAUCUACGACGACAGAGAUCGAGACGGUGGUUCGCGAUGGGAUGACGAAAAAUCGAUAAACGAUGGUCCCCGGAAAGGGGAUGGCGGUUUUUCAGGCAAUUUCGAUAAGCGUGAUAUGCCUAUGGGUAUAGGGUCUGGCAUGAGCAACAGCAUGGCCCAUUUAAGCAACAGCAUAUCCCACAUGUCGAGUCAUCAUAAUAUGCAGAAUAUUAAUCCCAAUAUGCCUCCUCCGAUCCCCAGUUUAGUGCCACAUCCGAACAUGUCCCAGCAUCCUAUGCAAAAUAAACCGUUGCACCCUGGUAUGCAAGGAAUUGAUGGUCCUAUGCACAUGAUGCAUCAUCCUAACAUGCACCCUGGUUUUGGUCCGAAUGGACCGCCACCUGGUAACUUUGGACCGAACUUCAGACCACCAAACGGCAACUUCGGACCGAACCAACACUUUCGACCGAGUCCAUUGCCCCCAUUCGGACCAAAUCAAGGACCAUUCGGUAAUAGUUUUCAAGGUUUGCCGAAUUUCCGAGGACCGAAUUCUGGUCCGCCAAAUUUCGACAGGCCGGGCUUUGGGCCUGGUUUCAGGGGUCAAAACCCCGGUCAAAAUCCGCCAAAUAGUUUUAACUCUAAUUUCGGUAAUUUCGGAAAUAAGCUUGGACCUAAUCGUGGCAUGAAUCGGGGUCCCAACGACAAUAACAUGGGAAGAAGCGGGUAUAGUAAUCGUGGUAGAGGUCGCGACGGUGAUCAACCACGGGGCAUCCGUGGAAGAGAUAAUUAUUGAAGGAUAAUUAUCACGGGAACGAAAGUGUCUAUAUGUUGUGUGUACGUUGACAGACUGCCGUUCGUCCUGCACGUGGCAGGUUGUUGUACAGUCGCCGAUAAAGGAAUUCUACGCGUCAGAACGGUGGUACUCUGUAAAAGCAUUGCAGUGUAAAAUAACGACCCAUAUCAGACACGUUGCGAGCCAUUUUAUACUCUCCGUUGAACAAAAAAAGAAAAAGGAAAACUGGAAGUGGGCGUUAAUGCAAGCGUGCUUGGAUGAAAGUAUAUUUUCGUUCUUUUUUUUCUCGAAGGAACUUUAUUUGAGGAGAACACAGUGUCCUUUUCCAGGGAAAGCGACUGAUUAUCCAUUAAUAGAUGGCUAGAUUUCUAAAUAGUAACGCAAGAGAGAUGAAAUUGUGUCGGAUGCAGGCGCGACCUCUUCUCAUCUUGUAAUACUUGCGCGCAGAUUGUACGAGUGUGAUGGAAUCGUAUAGAGCCGCAGAAAUUGUAAUAUAUAUAUAAGAUAUAACCAAUGACACACCGAUAUUAUUCCGAUUAAAAAAAAAAAAAACAGAAAAAAAAUUAAAAAAACAACUGUUCACAAGCUGCCUUGCGAAAGAAUUUUUUUCUUGUUCCGAAUUCGAGAAUUGAUUGAGCGCGCGGGAAGAUAGGGUAGAGAAGCAUGUGGAGCAUGUUGAACGUUUCGUAAUUGUUGCUGGUCGUCGAGAAACUGUGAACCAGAGCAGUUUACCUAUCAAUUAUUAAUAAAAAUGAAGUAAGA